Messenger RNA from Daldinia loculata, 732 nucleotides. RefSeq lists its product as uncharacterized. The record is from RefSeq and is a predicted model, not a curated record. The transcript is spliced from 3 exons. The coding region runs from base 1 to 732 and encodes 243 amino acids. Lineage: Eukaryota; Fungi; Ascomycota; Sordariomycetes; Xylariales; Hypoxylaceae.
AUGGCAAACCUGGGGAGCACAAUUGCAAAAGAUCCGCAGCAAACUGAAGACAUGUCAGUUCGCACACAGACGAUCGUUUGGCCUGCUUCAACGUUUGUUACGACGUGGACUUUGGGAACAGGCUCUGACCCGACCGAAUCUCCGGCUACCGUUGUCCCCGCGCCAAAUUCGAGUUCAACGAGCAAUCAAAAUGUCGGUCCUAUCCUCAGUGGUGUCGUGGUAUUAUUAGUAUUGAUAUUAAUUUUCUGGUUUUGCUGUCGGCAGGCCGGCCCUAACGGUCGUAACUCAAAGCGCUCAAGUCGGCGACAGGGAUCGAGUUAUACAAGCAAAGGUAGCUCUAGCAGUUCAGGAGCUUCAAACACUUCAUCUCAGAACGACGCAAGUGUCGGGUCGGCAGCAAGCGAGAUAGUUGAAGACCAAUGGAACCAACAAGCACCGGUGCCUGAAAGGCCAAUGCCGGGAAUGCCACCACCUGUCGCGGGACAAUGGCCGGCACAACGGCCCGAGGUUGGAAUUGGACAAGCGCCGCUGCCGCCUCGUCCAGGGGUUACCGGGUCGAGGAGGACCUCCGCCAAUAAUGGGCCGCGGCGGAUUUCCUCCAGGCGUCAUGCAAUAGUUCUUCAAACUUCAAGUUUCAACUUUCUCCUCGAAGAGUGCUUCCAUCCCGAAGGCUCAGUUAUUCCCAUGACAGUCUCGCCAGCAGAGGGAGUGGCGGUUCAUAAGGUUCUUUAG